Molecule: messenger RNA, 1497 nt
Organism: Eufriesea mexicana
Lineage: Eukaryota; Metazoa; Arthropoda; Insecta; Hymenoptera; Apidae
Product: monocarboxylate transporter 12-like
Exons: 9
Coding region: 85-1497 (470 amino acids)
Biological process (GO): monocarboxylic acid transport; transmembrane transport
Molecular function (GO): monocarboxylic acid transmembrane transporter activity
Source: RefSeq, a predicted model, not a curated record
ACUCGUCGAAUUCCUCGCGAAUUCCGUCGCGCAUUCAACUCGAUUAUAUGUGAAUCGUAUGGAAAAUAGUGCGAAUUGAACGCGAUGGAUACCGGAAAUGUGAAGAAGAAAGCGGUCGAUGGCGGCUGGGGAUGGUUCGUCUGUCUGGGCAGCAGCCUAAUCACGCUUUCUUUAAGAUCUUUGGAUCCCUCGUUUGGCCUCCUCUUUCACGAUCCCUUUCUGGAGCUUGAGAUAGACUCCACAGGAGCGUCAUUGAUAAUGAGCAUUCUUGAUGCCAUCGUCAAUUUCUCAGGCCUUUUAGUGGGACCGUUACUGAAGAGCUAUUCAUAUCGACAAGUGGCUUUCUUUGGAUCUCUUUUAAGCUGUUGUGGACUGAUACUGACGUCGAGGGCCAAUAGCAUGUUUCAUAUUAUUUGCACUUACAGUAUUUUAGCAGGCUUAGGAACUGGACUAGCAAUCGCAUCGUCUUUCGUGGCAUUAAACACAUUUUUUGACAAGAAAAGGGGACAAGCUGUUGGCUUCUCUAUGGCAGGGACAACUUUGGCCAUGAUGAUAGUACCUCAGUUAAUACAUCUCCUUUUGGACUCUUAUGGAUUUCGAGGAGCGAUGCUGAUCGUUGGAGGAUGGGCACUACAUUCCACUGUUGGUGCUUGUUUGUUACGUCCCAUUGAAGUUAAAAAUGCAAAGGCUGCUAAGAAGAAACCCAAGAAAUCAUCUGAAAAUGACACGUUACUACAAGUAAAUAGCAAUGGAGUGAUAAGAAGAAUGGAAAAUGGCACCAAUGAAAAUAAUACCCUAAUACAUAACAAAACAGAGGAACUAGAAAAGAAAUCCCACAAUGAAUACUUUAAGAAGAUAAAGGAAACAUUCGAUUUAGAUUUACUUAAAAAUGGCGUCUAUCUAAACGUUAUUGUCGGUCUGAGUUUGUAUUACGUUGCUGAGUCAAACUUCAAACUAAUGACACCAUUUUUUCUCACCAGUAUAGGAAUGAGCAAAGCGGAAGUUGCCUCCUGUUUGUCUGUAACUGCAUUCACCGACAUACUUGCCCGACUUCUACUUCCGACUAUUUUCGAUAAAUUGGGAUUCAAGAAGAGAACCGUAUUCUGGGUGUUUUGUAUUCUAGUCGGUAUUGGGCGAUCCAUUAUGGCAGCGCAAUCUAAAGGAACAUUUUUGAUAGUAACAUUCGUGAUAAUAGGAUUUUUACGUGGCGCCACUUUGGUAAACUUAAAUCUUAGCGUUUCUGAAUGUUGUUCUUUAAACAAGCUGCCGAGUGCUUUUGGAAUAUUUAUGGUGUCUAAAGGUUUAUUCGUCGUAGUGAUGAGUCCUUUAAUUGGAUACAUCAGAGAUGCCACUAACAGUUAUACCAUUUGUAUACACGUUAUGACAUUCAUGAUAUGCAUAACCUUUACUGCAUGGAGUAUCGAGUUUAUAUACAAGACAAUUCAAGCAAGAAAAUCUUCUUUAGCGAAAGCAGCACGAAAUGAAAUAAUUGAAUAA